This is a messenger RNA of Coffea eugenioides, 296 nucleotides long. RefSeq names its product glyceraldehyde-3-phosphate dehydrogenase GAPC2, cytosolic-like. Bases 18 to 296 code for a protein of 92 amino acids. NCBI's taxonomy places the organism in Eukaryota, Viridiplantae, Streptophyta, Magnoliopsida, Gentianales, Rubiaceae. Gene Ontology annotation, molecular function: oxidoreductase activity, acting on the aldehyde or oxo group of donors, NAD or NADP as acceptor; NAD binding. The record is from RefSeq and is a predicted model, not a curated record. The transcript is spliced from 4 exons.
AGCUCAGAGCAUUUUUUAUGCUCUGUUCAAAACAUCCAGGUUCUUUAUUCUUCGGAUCCAGUCUAAGAUGUGCAGCAGCACAGAAAAUCACAUCAAUUGAAGGCUUUGGAAGAACUGGACGUUUGGUUGCUAGAGUUAUCUUGCAGAGGGAUGAUGUAGAACUUGUUGCUAUUAAUGAUCCAUUUAUCACCACUGAUUACAUGACAUAUAUGUUCAAGUAUGAUACUAUCCAUGGACAAUGGAAACAUCAUGAAACACCAGUCAAAGUCUUUAGACUUGGGUACGGUGUUUCCUAA